Messenger RNA from Trifolium pratense (red clover), 761 nucleotides. Its product is annotated as nuclear transport factor 2A-like. Lineage: Eukaryota; Viridiplantae; Streptophyta; Magnoliopsida; Fabales; Fabaceae. Gene Ontology annotation, cellular component: nuclear pore central transport channel. The record is from RefSeq and is a predicted model, not a curated record. Bases 49 to 420 code for a protein of 123 amino acids. The transcript is spliced from 2 exons. Gene Ontology annotation, biological process: nucleocytoplasmic transport.
AGAGAGAGAGAGGGGUUAGCGUAGAGAAAGAAAGAGAGAGAUAGAGAGAUGGAUCCAGACGCGUUGGCAAAGGCAUUCGUGGAGCACUACUACACCACCUUCGACACCAAUCGCGGUGGACUUGCUACUCUUUACCAGGAAGGUUCUAUGCUCACCUUCGAAGGUCAGAAGAUUCAAGGUUCUUCCAACAUCGUCGCUAAACUCACUUCUCUCCCUUUUCAGCAGUGUCAUCACUCCAUCACCACCGUUGAUUGUCAACCUUCCGGUGUUAACGCCGGCAUGCUCGUCUUCGUUAGUGGUAAUCUCCAACUCGCUGGUGAACAACAUGCUCUCAAAUUCAGCCAGAUGUUCCAUUUAAUACCAACACAGCAAGGAAGCUAUUAUGUGCUGAAUGACAUAUUCCGUUUGAACUAUGCUUGAAGACGGACCUUCAAAUAUAUGACCUGAAAGGCCAUAGAAGAUGUUUGCUUAUAACUGUUUCAGAUUGCACAUUUGAAAAUGGGUUCAUUUUGGUUGGUUGUGUGGAUUCUUUAAUUGUGCCUGUUGUGUUUAGAAUUUUCUGUUGUGAUUUGUCAAAAAAAGGCUUCAAGGAUAAAUUGUCGAAAUAUUUAUUGGGUAUUGGGGAUUUAAAACUCAAAUAUAUUUCUGAUACGAGAUACGGAACUCAAUCAUCUGUAUCCAGUUUACCUCUCAACAAAUUGGUUUAUGCAUGUUAUCAUAAUGUUUGUUUACUGAAUGAAGGUUUGUUAUUUUCACCAGCA